This is a messenger RNA of Myxocyprinus asiaticus (Chinese sucker), 3153 nucleotides long. RefSeq names its product muscular LMNA-interacting protein (gene mlip). The record is from RefSeq and is a predicted model, not a curated record. The coding region runs from base 68 to 2746 and encodes 892 amino acids. Gene Ontology annotation, molecular function: transcription corepressor activity; lamin binding. Gene Ontology annotation, biological process: negative regulation of transcription by RNA polymerase II. Lineage: Eukaryota; Metazoa; Chordata; Actinopteri; Cypriniformes; Catostomidae. The transcript is spliced from 11 exons. Gene Ontology annotation, cellular component: PML body; nuclear envelope; sarcolemma.
CAAGACUCCAGAGUUAUCACAGCUCUACACUCUCAAUCAUGUGAAGUGAAAUGCAGAGGGCACAGGAAUGCUAGCACAGAAACCUCUCUGUACAACCAACACAAACACACAGAUGGCCUUGGAACAACCACAGAGGACCUUUGGAAAGGUCACCACUGUCUUCGCAACCAAGCUCAAGUCUUUCACCUUUGUACCUCUGCUGAAAAGACUGCCUAAUGAGAACAGGGUUACGGUAAACUGGAAAAAGGCACUUCAGACAAGCUGGCCAAACAAGACACGAGAGCCAGGGGACUCUGAAGACAUAAUGGCCGAUGAGAGGGUUUACAAGGCUGAGGUUAUUUACAUCCAAGACCCAGAGGAGGGCAAGACUGGAGAAACCUUCAAGAACACCACUCAAAGUGAGAUUCAGUCAACUGACAACUUAAUGCCUAACCCACACACCACCCUAGUUGGGCCUCACACAGAAUUUGGCAGCAUAACCCCCAAGUCAAGCCCUGCCACCAUGGAAACCAUUGAUAACAAACACCUUGGCAUUCCUCAUCUAAGCUUUCACAACACUUCAGCGGUUGCUGAGGUCAGCUUGCGUCUGUUUUUAAAUAGCACAUCCCAGAGAGAUGAGGUCCUGAGCCCUGCUAACUCGAUGGAUUUCAUCACCUCCUCAGCAUCCUCUAAGGAGUCUAUCCUCUCGGAGGGCUGGGACAAGGACAGGAGCUGGCCAGCACUCCACAUGUUGUCACCCAAUGGUUCUCCUGUCCCCCUUAGUCGCACAGUCUCCCCGUGCUCUUCCAUAAGAUCAGGGUCCUUCACGCCCUCAGUUGUGCGAAUUAAGAGGCACGCCUUGGCUCCUGGCUCCAGUUUGAUGUCGUCUGCUUGUGGAACACCAUGCUGUGGCAGUCGAGCGACCUCACCUUGUCCCCUCUCUCCACAUGCCCGACACAGGCCCCCACCAACCCAGCUCUCCCUGCUAACAGCCAUCCUCAGGAAAGGACGUCUACCAGUUCUGUCUUCUACUUUACAAAGACACUACACCCCAUGCUGGCCCAUCAGUCCAAUUAGCAUGUCCUCCUGUUUAGCUUGUUCAGCUGCCUCUGCCAUUGCACCCAUGAACAUGUCCAAAGCAAAGUCUUGUUCCUCCAUAGAUAGACCCAGUAGUGAGCCUUGCCAGAAUUCUAAGCCACAACCUCUGAAACCAGACCAUAGUUCUCUGUCAAUGUCAUCAUUUUCUAAGGCACCCAAAGAAAUCCCACUGCAACCACCUAAAAGACUAGACUCUUGGCUACAUGUCACCAGUAGUAGCAUCAUCUUGCCUACAAAAGACAGCCCUUUGACUUCACCAAGCUUACUAACAGUCAAGGCUGCCCCUACUCACCUUUCCAUAUCAGAUCACAAGGACAACCAUUUGCCUACAGUUCCUAGCCCCCUUUCGUGUACCUACUUCUCCCACUUGAGGUCCUUGUCUCCUAAAUCGAGCUCUCUGUCCUGUUGCAGCCCUGAGACUACAUCAGUGUCAGGUGAUCACACUGUUUCUAUGGAUCCAAACAAUUCUUUUGCAACCUUAAAGCUUUAUGAUGAACCAAAAUCAGAAAACGGUUCCUUAGAACUAAAACAGGGUCAGAAGACAUCUGAUCUCUCUGCUGAGCCAUCUCUGAAACAUACAGGAAGGUCUUCUGACAAUUUAAGCUCCUUGAUACCAAAACCCGCACAGAAUUCAUAUAAAUCCUACUGCCCUACUCUGAAAUGCACAGUAUCAUCAUGUGAUAACUCCACAUCACCAGUUUUAAACCACACAGAGAACAGACCAGGUACUCUCCUCCAAAAUGGCAGCAAAAUUGAUGUCGAAAGAGUGCACCUGUCUCCCUCUCCCAGACCCCUGGGUCUCACCCAUCUGUCCUUUACACCUCCAGCCUCUUCUGCUUGUCCCUCAGUCUACCCAAACUCCCGGUCUUCCACCCCAGAGCGCUGCACUCUUUCUCCCUCCCCAGCGGCCCUGAGCCGCCAGCUCUCCCCAUCACCCUCAUACUCCCUCAGUUCAUCACCCUCUCCGUCCCUCUGGGGCAGCACACCAGACUGCGCAGACAGGAACGAUAAAAAUAGAAAGACACACAAGAUCAAAUCUACCUACAAAGCCAUCGCUGCUAUUCCUACAAAUACACUACUCCAGGAGCAGCAGGCCAUAGAUGAUGAGGUCAACAAGAAAGAGGCAUUGGUUAACCCUGCGGACAACUAUACGUGGGAGGACCCACAUUCAAAGAUGUGCUCACCCGCACAGCUUCGUCAGCAAUCUGCUGAACUUUAUGCCGCCAUCGAUGAAGUCCUGGAGGGCCCGAUCAAAAGACAUCAAACACAUCAUGUUAACAAAACCCCUGCUUUGGGAGAAGAAGCACCAAGGGCAAACUUUCACUGUCAACCCUGUCUACCUACUGAAAAAACCCAGACAAAGCCUGGCGUUAUUAGACCAGUCCUUAUAACAUCUAGAUUAACAGAUGAUAAAGAAGAUGAAGAAUUCCACCCAAAUCCUUUUAAGAGCUAUAAAGUGAACACUUCCAGUCAUUACAAAUACAAGUUUGUCAGCAAUCCACUCUUGAAUGAAUCCACAACAGAUGGCAGAGGAGCUCCAGACUGGCACUGCGCUGAUGGAGAGGAGCAAGGAGACUCUAAGAGCAGCCUCGUAUCUCUGAUCACGCAAACCAGGAGCUCUCAACAAGAUGUUCCCAUCUCCAUCCACACUCACAAGACACACAUAUGAUGCUGAAAGUAACUGUAACAACACAUCAAACUGCUCAGUAAUCAGUUAAAAGUGCAUUAAGUAAUUUCUACCUAAUUAAAUGAAUGGUACAGUUGUCAGUCUGUUUAAAAUGAUGUAAAACACAUGAGACAAAGAUUACAGUCAGAGCCUUGUAACAAACACCAACUCCAACAUUUUCAAGUGAGCUGGUGACAGCAGCAGAGAGACUAAAGCUGACAUUGUUGUUUAGGAAAAUGAAUAAGAGCACGUCAAACAUAAACAUGUAAUUAAUUAGUGAGCUUUUACAGCCAGACAGUGAUUAUUCUGAUAUUGCACAUACUGUCAGCAUCGCAUUCAAUUAAUAACACUUAUGCAACACUUCUGAUGCAAUUCUAAUAAAUUUAAUAAUAAAUAUAUGUCAUGUCCAA